This is a messenger RNA of Chinchilla lanigera (long-tailed chinchilla), 1989 nucleotides long. RefSeq lists its product as uncharacterized. Gene Ontology annotation, molecular function: DNA-binding transcription factor activity, RNA polymerase II-specific; RNA polymerase II cis-regulatory region sequence-specific DNA binding. Bases 1 to 1989 code for a protein of 662 amino acids. Gene Ontology annotation, biological process: viral process; regulation of transcription by RNA polymerase II. Lineage: Eukaryota; Metazoa; Chordata; Mammalia; Rodentia; Chinchillidae. The record is from RefSeq and is a predicted model, not a curated record. The transcript has 4 exons.
AUGGAGGCCACUCCCUCGAAACCCCCGCACGUGAAAAAAAAAUCUCCUCCUGGAGAUGCCCUGGAUGUGCCUAAACUACCUGAGGUUCUAUCUCGGGAAGAACAGUUAGAGGCAAAACAUGCCCUUGACCCUUGGUUCCUGGAGGGCUCUACUCUUUUGGAGCUCCAGGAGCCACUACAGGUUCUUUUUAGAGUGCUGUGGGAGACGUCUUCUGCCUCCCAGCCUGCUCGGGGCAAUCAGUUUGCACAAGCAUUCAGAAAGGCAGCCGGCCAUCUGGAAAGGGAAAGGGCUACUGCCCUCCCGGCAUCCUCAGAUGAUUCGCCACCUGAGAAGCCCCCUUGUCCACUCUCUGCUUUGGGGCCAUCGUCUGGUUAUCGUGACUGCCCUAUGCCUUCCACUGAGGAGGAGGCAAGUUCAGAAGGGACUUCUGACUCGGAUUCCGAGCCUGACCCCCCUCCUGUGACUUCCGAUGCGCUCAAGGUGUAUCGGGAACUCUUAGAUAAAUGGAAUGAUCUUUUCCCCCCGGCUCGCACCCUCCUUAGAGAAAAGGAGGAACCCUCUGAAAAGGAAACAAAAUCAAAAAUAAAACUGCAAAAGGAGCGUAACAUUUCACAGGUCACUUCUGAUGGUCCUUUGCCGCCAUCUACUGGGCUAAAUUCGAAUAUGCCCCUUCUUUCAAAUUUUCCACCUAAUCGCAAAGGAGUUUUUUGGGGAGAUUCCUCUGCCCCAAUGCCCUACUCGCCAAUGGAGCUAGUUUUCUUGCAAGCUAGGGAACAAGGGGAGCAUUUUGCCCCCGCAGGAUGCUACCCUGCCAUGAUGUUUUCUGAUGGGAGAAUUGAAUAUAAGCCUAUGCAUUUUAAGCUCAUUAAAAAAAUCAAAGAGGCUUAUAAGCAAUAUGGGCCUACGGCUCCUUACACUUUGGGUUUACUUGAUCAAAUCACUGUUGAGCGCAUGACUUUAUAUGAUUGGAGUCUCCUGGCCAAGGCUUGUCUUGACCCGGGGGAUUUUUUAAUGUGGAAGAAUGAUUAUCAGGAUAGAUGUGAGAGGAUUGCUAGAGAAAACCAGCAUUAUGUCUCACGGCUCAUGGACUCCGUGCAAAAGGUCGUAGGAGAUGAGGAGGCAUCCAAUUUACUUACUACCCAGCUGGCAUUUGAAAAUGCUAACAGCACUUGCCAAGCCAUUCUUCGUCCUUUAAGACGAACAGGGUUAAAGCUCAAGAACGACACCAGAAACGAUCAGCGUGAAUCAGCUUCUGCAUGGAAAAUACAAGCAAGAGAUCAUCAAGUAUCAAGGAAGACCAGAAUGAAGGUUGUCCAAAAAACAGCAGCCAAGGAAAAUCACAUUGAUACUUCCAUGGUAGAGAAGGAGGGUCAGGGUUUUCCAAGGAACAAGGGAAAGAAUCUUUCAACUUCUAAGCUAAAGCUUCCAGAACUUAGCAAUCAUCACAGGAAAGGUCACACAGUGGACAGACCUUUUAAGUGUCAGGAAUGUGAGAAAGGCUUCAGAGUUAUCUCUGGCCUUAUUAAGCAUCAGAGAUUUCACAGUGGAGAGAAUCCCCAUAAAUGUGAACAAUGUGAUAGGAGGUUUAGAUUGCGUUCAGAUCUUAAGAGGCACAUCAUGGCACAUCAAGGAAUAAAACCAUACACAUGUUCAUCGUGUGGGAAAAGCUUUGUUUGUAGAGCAAAUCUACACACACAUGAAAGAGUUCACACAGGAGAGAAGCCUUUUAAGUGUGAUGAAUGUGGAAGAAGAUUUACUCAGCCCUCUCACCUUACUAAACACCAUAGAACCCACACAGGUGAGCAGCCUUUUAGUUGUAGGGACAGCUGUGUGGAGCUUAUUGAGCACAGCGCACACGAUGCUGACAUGGAGGGUGUGAGCACUAAACGUGCAGAUACACUGACCGAGGAGACAGGUCGGGAAAGAGACUGGGCCCCUAUGCUGGGAAAGAGACUGAAGCCUCCUAAAGAAUCUGAAGAGAGCACAUGA